Messenger RNA from Coffea arabica (coffee), 1518 nucleotides. RefSeq names its product protein FAR-RED IMPAIRED RESPONSE 1-like. The record is from RefSeq and is a predicted model, not a curated record. Gene Ontology annotation, molecular function: zinc ion binding. NCBI's taxonomy places the organism in Eukaryota, Viridiplantae, Streptophyta, Magnoliopsida, Gentianales, Rubiaceae. Gene Ontology annotation, biological process: regulation of DNA-templated transcription.
AUGAUGCAAGGUGACACAGGAGGAGUCUUAGAGUACUUACAAAGGAUGCAAUUAGAGGACCCAAAUUUUUAUUAUGCCAUUCAAGUAGAUGAAGAUGACUUGAUAACUAACACAUUUUGGGCUGAUGCAAAGAUGAGAACGGAUUUUGCUCAUUUUGGUGAUGUGGUAUGUUUCGAUACAACUUAUAGAAAACACAAAGAUGGGAGGCCAAUUGCAUUAUUCGUUGGUGUAAAUCAUCAUAAACAAACUAUAGUUUUUGGAGGUGCUUUAUUAUAUGAUGAGACAAUUGGAACAUUUGAAUGGCUGUUUGACACAUUUGCUAAGGCCAUGAUGGGAAAAAUACCAAAAACUAUUCUUACAGACCAAGACGGAAGAAUGGCAACGGCUUUGGCUUCUCAAUGGCCAACAACGUAUCACCGCUUAUGUAUAUGGCAUAUCUAUCAAAAUGCAACAACUCAUCUAGCUAAUGUCUUCAAAGAUUUUCAAAAUUUUGCUGCUAAUUUUAGUCACUGCAUAUAUGACUAUGAAAAUGAGAAUGAUUUUUUAGAGGGAUGGAGUGAAAUGUUAAAAAUGUAUGGUCUGGAAGACAACAAGUGGUUGAAGAAAAUGUUUGAUAUAAAGGAGAAAUGGGCUUUAGUGUAUGGGAGAGAAACAUUCUGUGCCGAUAUGACCACGACCCAACGAAGUGAAUCCAUGAACAGUGUUAUAAAGAAGUAUGUAAGUUAUAAACAUGACUUACUUGAAUUUUUUGAACACUUCCAAAGGCUGUUAGAUGAUCGUCGCUAUGAUGAAUCCGUAGCAGAUUUUAGAGGCAAUCAAAGUACACCGGCAGUGACAUUCCCUUGUAAGAUUUUACAGCAUGCGGCGAGUAUAUAUACACAUGAAGUUUAUGAAAAAUUUAAGGACGAGUUAUGCAAAGGAAUUGAUUGUAAAUGGGAAGUAGAUGGUGAAUUAGGAAAUCAAGUGAUUUAUCGAGUUACACCAUAUGGUAAGACUUCCCAUCACCUCGUAACUUAUGAUUCGUCCAAGAAUUCAAUUUCAUGUAGUUGUAAGAAAUUUGAAUUUGCUGGAUUUUUGUGUUCACAUGCACUAAAAAUAUUGAUGACUCUGAAUAUUGUAACAAUUCCUGAUGCAUAUAUAUUGAAGAGAUGGACUAAAGCAGCUAAAAUAGGAAAUGUAUGUGUUUCCAGUGAAAGUAGCCAGGAAAUGGAGUCAAAGGCAAAAUUGAGUUUUCAUUACAAAGAGUUAUCCUAUCUAUAUAUGCAGCUGAUGACAAAAGCUUCUGAAUGUGAUGAAGCUUAUAAAAUUGCUAAAGAUGGAUUUUGGAAAAUGUUAGAGCAAAUGGAUGCAUGUUGUCAAGGGAAAAAGAAAAUGAAAGAAGUGUGUAUUGAAGAAAGGGAAAGUGUGUAUCAAGAUGUUGAUACUAAUCCAUCCGAAAUCGACUGUAGUAAAAUAAAAGGCAUCAAAGUGAAAGAAAUAGUCACUUACAAGUCAAGCAAGAGACCAAAAGUGCACUAG